This is a messenger RNA of Gloeophyllum trabeum ATCC 11539, 2258 nucleotides long. RefSeq lists its product as uncharacterized. Lineage: Eukaryota; Fungi; Basidiomycota; Agaricomycetes; Gloeophyllales; Gloeophyllaceae. Gene Ontology annotation, molecular function: phosphatidylinositol-4,5-bisphosphate 5-phosphatase activity. The transcript is spliced from 6 exons. The record is from RefSeq and is a predicted model, not a curated record. Bases 70 to 2106 code for a protein of 678 amino acids. Gene Ontology annotation, biological process: phosphatidylinositol dephosphorylation.
CUGUCCACGGGGGAUAUUGUGACCAGGGUGAGGAAGGGCGUUGGGGGCUUGCAGAAGGGCCCGUAUGAGAUGGUGGCCAAGGAGAGACUCAUGGGCAUUUACCUCGCUGUGUACGCGCAUCGCGAUCUGCGCCCGUUGGUUAGAGGUUCGUCCAAGUCGACUGUGACGGCAGGCCUCAUUGGAGGACGCGUCGGGAAUAAAGGCGGUGUCGGCAUCAGCCUGAGCGUGGACGGAACGACUUUGCUGUUCGUCAACGCGCACCUUGCCGCCCAUGGGGAGCGGGUUCACGACCGUCUGGCCAAUUUGGCAAAGAUAAAGAGUGAACUGGAAGUUGACACUUUCUUGAAACCGGAGGACCCGCGAAAUUUAGCGGAAGACCUCACGGAUAAAUUUGACUAUACUUUCAUCUUUGGAGAUCUGAACUUCCGUCUGGAUAUCACUCGCCUACACGCCGACUGGCUAAUAUCUCGGCAGGAAUACGAGCAGGCACUAGCAUUUGACCAGCUACGGAACAUAAUGCAGAACGGCCACGCAUUCGACGGCUUCCACGAAGCCCCCAUCAACUUUCCGCCGACCUUCAAGUACGACGUCCUGAAAACGAUCAAGCGGAGCAAGAAGAAAGGGCACUCGAGGGUGAGCAGCAAAGACAGCGCCAUCUCCCGCGCGGUCGACGAACUGCCCGAGGUGGAGGAGAAGGACGGAGACGACCAGGACGAGCAUGACGCUGACGAGGAAGAUGAGCGCGGGGACGCCGAGUCGCUAGCACCCUCUUACUGGUCGUCCGCGAUGGGCUCUCGGAAGACGGCAGGCGACGAUGAAUCGGAUGAGGACGCCCCGCCGGCAACGCCCUCUCGGCCAGCCCACAGCACCGGGAAUCUCGUCCAGAAGCUGUCUAUCGUGACCGCUGCCCACAAGGCAAAGUCAAAGUGGAAGGCGCUCAUCUCGCCUUCUGUCGCGAGUUUCACCCGGCACACACAUCGAAGUAUAGAUGAUCCCUCUCGGGAUAGUCGGAGUGACGAGCCCCGCGCUGCGUCGCGUGCGUCCGACAAUGUUUCGCCACCGGAGGUUCCGAGUAAGGCGAACGGUGUACCACCUGAGGUCCCCGGUAAAGUCAACGGCGCAACCCCGGAAGUCCCAAGUAAACCGGCCGGGACACCUCCAGAAGUUCCUACUAAACUUGAUGGAUAUGUCCAGCCGAGGCGUUCUCGUCCCGUUUCUAUGAAGCGUGCCCUAUCUGUCAAGUCCUCGAGGCGCAGUCUCGAGGACGAACCCGAGGAUCCAGAUAGAGGCGUUUACGACUCCUCCGCGAAACAGAGAGUCCCUAGCUGGUGCGAUCGGAUACUCUGGAAAUCAACAGUACGGCCCCCGUCCGAGCCCGAGGAAGACGAAGCUCUUACCGGCUCCGCUCGUUCGAGGGUUGGCCAUUUCUUCUCGCAUCUCCGGUCAAGAGCCUCACGAAGGCGGGAAUCCAUUGGCACUAUCAGCUCUACCGAGUCCUCACACAAGAAGGACAGUCCUGCCAAUCUCAUUCCAUCUCCUCCCAACUCCGAUCAGGAGGAACACAAUGGGAUAACGCUGCCCUUCUCGAGGUUCCUGGCACAACCUCAGAUAGACAUGAAGCUGCGGCAGACGAAGUCUAUUGAGACUUUCCAGCCCCAACCUGGGGACCGAUCACCGCUGCCUAGGUCGACGUCCCAUGAGGCUGUUUCUCACUUCUUUGGCUCGCGCUCCCGAAGGUCGACCGAAUCCGCUCUUCCGCGAUCAAAGACAAUCGCUGCUCCGUGCGAGGAUAUGACCCUCAUGACUGGUUCUGCGAACCUCAGUGAUUCCCCGGGCUCAGAAAUGCCGCCUCCCGUCCCCCCGAAGGAUCUGAUUCACAGUCAUAUCCAGUCUAAGUGGCGUUUCCUCCCCUUCCUGUACCGGGAUGCACCGAACCCCACUGUGCAGAGGCCUCCCACGCCAACCAUCGAAGCCCCUCCUCCACGCCCGCGGAAAGGCGACGUCGUCUGCCUGAGCUACAAUACCCUCGAUGACCGGGGUAUGCGCCGCCUCGAAGGGCGAAGUGAUCAUAGGCCCGUCAUAGGAUCUUAUGCCAUCUACAUAUAGCACUUGCAUUCCUUCAUGUUGACUGUAACAUACAUUCCGCUCACUAACUUAUAUCUCGUGUGUUGUCUACCGUAGAGCAAUCUUGUAAUGUAAACGAAGGAAGAUGAGAGAGUGGUGCUGCUCUAAUGUAGUCUGUUGCGUUCACUUGCGAU